AUGGCAACCCAAGUCUUUCGAGAACUUUCCAAGUCUAGCCGACUCAUCUAUCGAGCCCCAGAAAGCUCCGAAGAGGAUGUUGCAUUUUUCCACCAUCACAUUGUCAACGACGAUGUAAUCAAAACACUCGGUGGUAGACGUCUCCCACGCCCAUAUCCCAAAAAGAGUGCAGAGGAGUUCAUCAAGGCAAUGCAAGAUUCCGUCCUCGGGGUGGUUAUAUGUCUUCCCCAAGAUUCCCCCGAAGCAGAUCAAAAUUCCAAGCCAGUCCCAAUUGGCUUCGUGGGCGUUUUCGGUUCGACUGGACCGGAUCACGCUCAUCAUCGCAAUGCGAUGAUAGUAAUCUCACUUGCGGAUGGAUUUCGCGGGAAAGGAUACGGUGGAGAAGCUAUCAACUGGGCACUGGACUGGGCAUUUCAACAUGUUGGACUGCAUAGAGUCACUAUAGGCGCAUUUUCAUUUAACCACGAUGCAUUGAAGCUUUAUAGGAAGCUUGGAUUUGUGGAUGAAGGUCGCGAACGUGAGGCUGUAUACCAUCGUCGCGCUUGGCAUGAUAUUGUCAAUUUGUCUAUGCUGGAGCAUGAGUGGGAAGUUUUGAGAGGAAUAGUGCCGGAUCAGACAGAUCGCACUCCCGCUUCUCUCCCUGAAACAUCUGGUGAAUGA
This is a messenger RNA of Penicillium concentricum, 660 nucleotides long. RefSeq names its product GNAT family N-acetyltransferase. Gene Ontology annotation, molecular function: acyltransferase activity, transferring groups other than amino-acyl groups. NCBI's taxonomy places the organism in Eukaryota, Fungi, Ascomycota, Eurotiomycetes, Eurotiales, Aspergillaceae. Bases 1 to 660 code for a protein of 219 amino acids. The record is from RefSeq and is a predicted model, not a curated record. The transcript has a single exon.